AUGAGAAAUAUGAUCACAGUUUCUCAUAGUAAGGACUCCGAAUAUGGCAACAUACUUCUCUCCAAUGUGAUGGUUACCAGAAAAAGAAACCUAUUCAUGGGUCGUACAUGGAGGACAAUUGAUAUCCAAAUAGGCGUAACGAUUUUAGUUGUACACUUGCUUGCACUUUUCGCGCCAUUUACAUUUACAUGGGGUGCGUUCUGGUCGAGUUUUGCCGUCUAUGUAUUGCGUGGAACUUUUGGUAUAACUCUGUCGUAUCACCGAAACCUGGCACAUCACAGUGUCAAGUUGCCCAAGUGGCUUGAGUACACCUUUGCUUAUCUUGGAGUCCUUGCUUUUCAGAGGGACCCUAUAGCUUGGGUGAGCAUUCAUAGAUAUCACCAUCAGUACGUUGAUUCUGAGAAAGAUCCACACUCCCCAAUAUUCGGAUUUUGGUUUAGUCAUAUGGGUUGGCUCUUUGAUAACGGCUAUAUUCUUGAAAAGUAUCAAGAGCGUAAAAAUGUAGAUGAUUUAAAGAAACAAGCAUUCUACAGAUUCAUCAAAAGGACCUAUACAUUGCAUUUGUUUGCAUUUGCUUACCUCGUUUAUGUUUUUGGUGAAUUUACAUACCUCGUUUGGGUUGUGGGAGUUUCAACCACCUGGGGAUAUCAAUCGACUUUUCUAGUGAACUCAGCUUGUCAUAUAUGGGGAAGCCAACCUUGGAACACUGGCGAUCUUUCCAAGAAUAAUUGGUGGGUAGCAUUACUUACUUUUGGUGAAGGGUGGCAUAAUAAUCAUCAUGCAUUUGAGUAUUCAGCUCGACAUGGGUUAGAAUGGUGGCAGAUUGACGUUUGCUGGUAUACGAUAAGGUUUCUUAAAGCAGUAGGCUUAGCCACGAAUGUCAAAUUACCAACUGAGGAUCACAAACUUAAGAAGUCCAUAGCUUCUCCUAACAAGUUCAAGUGAUCAUAGCGUAAAUAUGUGUGUAUAUGUGUGUGCGCGCAUAAAACUUUUA
Molecule: messenger RNA, 994 nt
Organism: Helianthus annuus (common sunflower)
Lineage: Eukaryota; Viridiplantae; Streptophyta; Magnoliopsida; Asterales; Asteraceae
Product: palmitoyl-monogalactosyldiacylglycerol delta-7 desaturase, chloroplastic
Exons: 5
Coding region: 1-945 (314 amino acids)
Biological process (GO): lipid metabolic process
Cellular component (GO): endoplasmic reticulum membrane
Molecular function (GO): oxidoreductase activity, acting on paired donors, with oxidation of a pair of donors resulting in the reduction of molecular oxygen to two molecules of water
Source: RefSeq, a predicted model, not a curated record